Molecule: messenger RNA, 2174 nt
Organism: Chelmon rostratus (copperband butterflyfish)
Lineage: Eukaryota; Metazoa; Chordata; Actinopteri; Chaetodontiformes; Chaetodontidae
Gene: aspscr1
Product: ASPSCR1 tether for SLC2A4, UBX domain containing
Exons: 17
Coding region: 12-1850 (612 amino acids)
Biological process (GO): signal transduction
Molecular function (GO): protein binding
Source: RefSeq, a predicted model, not a curated record
CACGACACACAAUGGCUGCCAGUGGUACAGCUGUAACGGUUCUCACUCCAAAUGGGAGAAGACAAACAGUUAAAGUGUCUCCAAACACACCGUUAUUGCAGGUGCUGGAGGACGUUUGCAAAAAGCAUGGAUUUAACCCCGACGACCACGGUUUGAAGUUUCAGAGAACUACUGUUGACCUGACGCUGCCAUGGAGGUUUGCCAACCUGCCCAACAACGCUAAACUAGAAAUGGUGACGAGUACAAGGAAACAGGCUGUAGCUGACAGCCAGGUGCGGAUUGCACUGCAGAUGGAGGACGGCUCUCGGCUCCAGGGUUCCUUCUCGUGUGGACAGAGUCUUUGGGAACUGCUCACCCAUUUCCCCCAGAUCAGUGUGUCGGAGCUGUCUGAGUCAGGAUCCACCCCCGUGUGUGUUUACAUGAGAGAUGAGGUGACUGGGGAAGAAGCACUCAAGAAGGCCACUCUGAAGUCUCUGGGUCUUACAGGGGGAAGUGCCAUUGUCAGGUUUUUACUCAAAAACAGCAAAGCACAAGGAGAGGAUGGCAGGGAAGCCACUGAAGCAGCUGCUAUGCCAACCACAAAUGUUGCCAAGGAAACCAUAUUUAUCCCGCCAUCUCAGCCCAAUCCUGCUCCGUCGCCCCCGGAGACGUCAAUAACAGAGGUACCGAGUAAAAAUUCAAACCCCCAUAGGCCAAUGGAAACCGACCCUGUGCCACCUUCCGCCCCUUCCAAAAGCACGCUUCCUGUUCAAGCGGAAGAGGUUCCAAACUCCCAGGAUGCAGUUCGGCCAAAGCUUACUCCUGUCGAGAGAGGAACGUCAGAGGAGGAUGGGGAGAAACCAGGGCCAUCAGGACUGAACUCCCACCCAUCUAUGUCUUCCUCCUCCGCCGCUCCCUCUGCUGCCUUCAUUCCCUUCUCUGGAGGCGGUCAGCGCCUCGGGGGUCCCCAGGGAGGUGCAGCAGGACGCUCACUAGCUUCAUCUUCAUCAUCCUCAUCUCUCUCAGCUCUGACUGCUGCAGUUGAAUCACCCAAAGCCAAGAAAGCCAAAUCCAGCCAUGGUUUUAGCACCAAGUGUCAAACCACUGCCGGUCAGCCAGACGAGGACAUGGAGCAGGGGGAGGAGUUCUUGGAGCCAGUAGAAAGGGAGCCUCUCAUCUACCACCUGGACUCGGUGUCCCAUCCCUCCAAGGACCACGGUGAUCUGCCCGACGAGUUCUUUGAAGUGACGGUGGAUGAUGUGCGCAAGCGAUUCGCCCAGCUGAAGAGCGAGAGGAAGGUUCUGGAAGAGGCCCCGCUGAUGACUAAAUCUCUGAGAGAGGCACAGAUGAAGGAGAAGAUGGAAAGAUAUCCCAAAGUGGUCCUGAGGGUCCAGUUUCCAGACAGACAUGUUCUACAAGGUUUCUUCAGGCCUCUGGAGACAGUUGGUGCUGUGAGGCAUUUUGUGAGGAGCCACUUGGAGGAUCCUCAGCUCAGUUUCUACCUGUUCAUCACCCCCCCGAAAACCAUUCUGAGCGACCCUUCAGCUACACUGUUUCAGGCCGACCUGUUUCCUGGUGCACUGGUGUACUUUGGCUCUGACGUUAAGACAGAUUUUUACAUAAAGAGCAACCUGCUUGAAUCCUCUGUCUCGGCCAUGCAAGCAAAUGAGUCCAUUGCAAGCUGUAUGCCCCGGUCCCCUUUACCCCCUGCCAGCUCAGAGGAGCCUCUGUGUCCCCCAGAGCCGAGGGCGGACAUAAGUGGAUCCACACCGGACGAGCAAGACCCGUGUGCACACACGCAGGCUGCUAAACCUACCAGAUCUGAUGCAGGCAAGGUGCCCAAGUGGCUCAAGCUUCCAGGUAAGAAAUAAAGCGGCUGCGGUGUGUUUAUGGGAGGACUUACCAGGACAGACGUCUGACAAGCUGCUUGUAGACCGAGUAGAGCACUUAAACCUUUGCUGCCCUUUGAUAAAAGGCUCAAGUUGUGACCGCAGCUGAUUUAAUCCACCGUUGAAGAAGCCUGCACUUGACUAGGUUUUCAAACGGUCCAAAUAACGGGAUAAAUGACUGAGUAAGGUUAUCGAGAAUAUUUCAUGACUAAGAUGUGUUUCAUUCCGGUUGGAGGAAAGAGUGCUGAAGAGGCUGUUUUUAUUCACCAGAAGAGAAUGAGUGCCAAGUGAAUAAAGGUUGUUGUA